Messenger RNA from Ectocarpus siliculosus, 503 nucleotides. The record is from the annotation of a GenBank genome assembly. Lineage: Eukaryota; Phaeophyceae; Ectocarpales; Ectocarpaceae.
AUGACUGAUGGUUUGACUUUCUGCCACGCAUUCGCAACCCCCCGCCGCCCCCUUGCCCAUCGCCAGCUGGCAGCUUUUGCAGAUGUUGAGGCGUGGAUCCAGGUGGCCUGCCCCCGACUCUCUGUGGACUGGGGGCAUUUCUUCGACAAAGUGCGUGAUAAGUGAAAGAAGAUACCAAGAUAAUGUGUUGCACCGAAGAGAGCAUUACACGUGGUUUUGAGCAUAGUUCCAAGUGUGCUCAGAAUUCUGCUCUGUUCAGCAAAUAUUGGAUUUUCUAUUUCCAACGUUGAAUGCCUUGUUCGUGUUCCAUCUUGUUAGCGGAAAGGUGGUCCACUUAUGUUUAUGCGUACGGUGCGCGUGUGUGCUGCCGUGUGCAUCAAUUCACAAGCAUCAUUGGUCGCUCCGGCGCUCCGGCGAUGAAGGUACCGGAUGACCGGAUACUCGUAAAUCUUUCCUAACACCCCGAACCCACUGACGGCGUCUGUUUUUUGGCGUCAUUGUCC